AGGUUCUCGGAACGAAUGGCAUCACAACAAAGAUAAUGUAAGAUGACCGGGCCGGGAUAAUUUGUGAAUGUUCGGACGCUGCGCGCAGUCACUGUACUUCUCCGGAUUCCCUGACCGUCCGGAAACCCAGCAUUGUCAUCAUGAGUCAAGAAUUUUUGCCAUUAUGUGAUGUUCUCUUCAACAUAAUAUCCCUCGCCGCAUACUUCUGCGACGUCGUCUUCGAUGCCGUUACAGUGUACUCCCUGUACGAGCAGAAACACUAUGUGUGGUUCACCAUUACUUGCAGUUUCGUCAUGUUCACGCAAUUGGUUUGUCAAGUUUGUUCUCUGAGAUGGUACAUGCGUCGGUUAAGCGGAGAUCUCCAAGGCGAAAUGGGAACGCGGGCCUGCAAAGACAAACGAGACUGCGACGUUGGACUCUCCUUCAUUCUACAUAUUCUCCAGUUUGGAAUCGUCGUUAGAUACCUCAAGCUUCUCAUACCCGUGGAUUUGAAGUAUGUUAAACAAGACGUCCGUGAUCUGUGUCUCCUGAGGCUCAUACAUGGGUACUGUGAGGCCAUUCCCAUGCUGCUCAUACAACUGUACUUGAUCUGGAUGAAAGUCGGUAGUUCGGAAGAAAUCUCAAACCUGAAUUGCGUCUCAACCGCGCUUUCGCUUUUCUCCGUGUGCUGGGCAAUGGCAUCGUUCAAUAAGCACAUACGAAAAAGCAACAUUCACAAGCUCGUCAUGACGUGGAUGGGAGUGAUUUUUCAGUUCUUCUGGAGACUCGGGACAAUUACAUCUCGUGUCGUGUCCCUUACAAUUUACGCCUCGCUUUAUCAUCACUGGGUGUUGCUUGUUGUUCUGCUACACUGGGUCUGUAUGUUCUGUUGGCUGAUUUUCCCGAAAUCCUCGGAAAAACCCUCGUUCAUGAAGCGGAUCAUCUACUCGUCCCUACUAGCAUAUGUUUAUACAUUUUGUUUCAUCAACGUCUCGGGAUCAAAGUCUACCGUGAGGAUGGCUAUUUUCUAUGUUGUGAUGUUUUUGGAAAAUGUUCUCCUUGUCGGGGUUUGGAUCAUUGGAACAAGUUCGUCGGUCCUGGGUAGUGAUGAUACCGCACCUCCUGGUUACGAGGACCAAGCCAGGAUCACUGCUUUAGUGGUUGCUUCUUUUGCUGGCGGAAUGGUGUUCUUGCUACUCUACUACCGUUAUUUCCACGUGAGCAAGUUGAAAUACGGCUACAGUUCAAACCGUGCACCAGAAAGAGUAGAACAAAGUGACGCGGGAGCCGCGAAUACUAAAAUUGUUGCUGUUGAUGAGAAUCUGAAGGCUCAGAAGAAGUCCGUCAACUAUUGCCGACUCGGAAAAACGAAUUUGCAGUCUGGCAUGCAAACACAUUUCAACAACGAUCUCCACAUUCCAGGCGUGUUCAGUUGCCGACUGAAUCGUGCCAUUAAGCGAAAGAAGAAAAAGCCCACGAGUUUCGUGCCCCCACCGAUGGUGCAACCGCAUUUCACCGGAGUAAAGCCAGUGGAGACGCAGUGGUUCAAGCCGUGGUGGAAAACCUCGCAGAAUUCCCCGAGUGACCACGAAGGCAGUGUGGGAUCCCGGGUCAACAUCCAACAGAAAUUACGCGAAAAGAAGGAGCAACAAUUGGCGGAGCUGAGGGUGAUCCAAGAAGAGAUAAAACAGGGCAAAAUUCAGCGUCCCGAAGAGCACUCAGAAUUGAUGGUACCCGUGCCUAAGAAUAAACGCGCUCCUUGGCUAAUGGGGGACACGAAUCCGCAGCAAAAUUUUGAUCUUGCUCGUGUACAAACGCCGGAAGUUUUGUUAUCUCCGUAUUAUUUGGACCAUCCGAGAAGUUAUGGGGUUGUUCCGAAUCGCCGGGAUAUUCAGGAAGUGAGCUUGUAUCCGGAUGGGAGUGAAUGGGAAGCCGUGGGGGGAAAUAAAUACAGAGUACCUCAUGUGCCAUCGGAUAUCGACAGUCAGGUUUCUCUCCCGAGAAGUUACACUUUGCCGAGAGAAUUCAAGUAUGGCAAGAGAAACAGGUCCAGGAAAGUUGUGAGAGCGGAGUUGUUUGUGUCGACGAAUUCGAGUGAUGGGGAUGUUGAUUCUGCAGAAGAUGACGGCGAUUCGGACGACGAAGACGAUGGUCCUUUCUCCAACAUGCCUUUGCCGUUGCCGGUCGCUCGACCUGCUAUCUAUUAUUAUUAUAAUUCGUCAGUGAGACGAAGCUCAAAUCACGAGACACCGUUAUAAUUUGUGAAAAACGUGCGUUUGUAGUGAACAGCGUAUGUGGCUCUUCUUUUUUACGUCUGCUUGACGGAGGAAUACCAAUGUGAGUGUUUAAUCCAAAAUUUUCAACUAAAUAUUUCCGUCCUGUGGAGGAAAGAAACGGUCCAAAGUAUUUCAUAAUGAAUUUGUUUAUACUCUCUUAUACAUCGAUCAAUUUUCGCUCAUUGUGAUGGACAUUUUCGUAUGUUGUUUUCUUUCUUAAAAGUUGGAGCGAAAACCUCAAAAUAAUGUUGACGGGCGCUCACGGAGUUCAGGAAAAAUGUUCUUGGCGCUGUCUGCCAAAAUCUCAAGUCAUUUGUUUUCAAAUUGCUGAAAUGAAGUUUUUAAAAUAGUGAAGCAUUUUUGGGAGUAUGAUACGCUCAAAACUCUGAUGCGUUUUAUGUGCCAAGAUCAAAUGUCGUUUUCCAAGUAUGUGCCUUCAGUGUGUUGAUCUGACAAAACUGCGUGUGAACAAAACUUUUGCAUUCCAGUCGCCAAAAAAAAAUAUAUAGCCCGAGGAAGCCGUUUUUUCCCGUGAACAAAUACUGUCCAAGAUCGUGAAUCUGAACGCGACGCAUUUGAUUGUGAGGGAACGUUUUGUGAGCAUACAUAAUGCAUGUUUUUGUUCUUGCCGAUGCGUUUUUUAGUGCUCAUCAUUAAAAAAGAAAAAAAACUCUUCCGGAGUUUUUUGAAUGUCAGCGCAUGGUUCCAGUGG
Notodromas monacha is the source of this 2967-nucleotide messenger RNA. The record is from the annotation of a GenBank genome assembly. Lineage: Eukaryota; Metazoa; Arthropoda; Ostracoda; Podocopida; Cyprididae.